Messenger RNA from Aspergillus affinis, 981 nucleotides. Its product is annotated as Clr5 domain-containing protein. The transcript has 2 exons. The record is from RefSeq and is a predicted model, not a curated record. Bases 1 to 981 code for a protein of 326 amino acids. Lineage: Eukaryota; Fungi; Ascomycota; Eurotiomycetes; Eurotiales; Aspergillaceae.
AUGAUGAAAAGCACAAUACCCUCCAGGAUCUGGGAGACCAAACGCGUGCUGAUUACCAAAUUAUACGAGGAGGAGGAAUGGCCUCUGAAGCAGGUAAUCAAGGCGCUGCAGUCCAAGGACUUCCAUCCAAGUGAGACCCAGCUGAGGAGUCGACUGAAGAAAUGGCACGUUACAAAACCCUCCCGCAAGAAGUUGUCUACCAGCAAGGGGUCGACGUGUGAAGCGAAAACUGCGCCCGAGAGAUGUGGCUCACAGCAUGAAGUUCCCCUUAGCACGGAGAUUGCGAUGCAUAAUUCUCUCUGCCCCGGGUCAACUUCUGCUUCACCCUUGCAAGGACUGCUUGUUCCAGCAAGUUCGGAAUCCCCUUGCUUUCCCGCCGCCGGUUCUUCAGUCCAGCCUUUCGGAUACACACACACCAUCCCGGAAAGUGGAUAUGUCUUUGCAACGUCGCGACCCAGCCUUUCAGAUCGUCGGUUCUCCUCACAGUCAACGCCUGACUCCUCGGGAACAGAAAAUGAACCGGGGGGCUCGCUGUAUCGGUGGCCGACUUGCUUUGAUCCCGCUGGUCUCGGAGUUGCGACAUCUGUCAUUGACCCCUUGUUAUCAUCAUCGACUCAUGCACCCGUGAUUCCUUCCCCGAUGGAAUAUUCACAAUCAGGCACGGAAUUGGAGCCCAAUCUAGCCACCCAACCUCGGCUGAGUGUUGGUCUCUUGCGGACUGAUGUCAAGCCAAGUCCAUAUCCUCGCGAGCUGCAAUCCGAGAGAAACAUUGCGCCCGCAGCUUUCCUCAAUAGUCGAGAGAAUGAGCGAGUGAGAAUUUACGGGACGGAGACGAAUUUCGCACUCGAGGGUGUUGAGGGUUACCCGGCAUGGAUAGGCCCGUAUGAUGCGUACACGGUAGCAUAUCCUGCGCCCAAAGUCUUGCAGCCACCCCUCUGGCCGCUUGGCAGCAAUGUUGUUUCAGAUGGGCUUCGGUAUUGA